This is a messenger RNA of Nymphaea colorata (pocket water lily), 2052 nucleotides long. RefSeq lists its product as uncharacterized. Gene Ontology annotation, biological process: transport. The coding region runs from base 138 to 1706 and encodes 522 amino acids. Gene Ontology annotation, cellular component: membrane; Golgi apparatus. NCBI's taxonomy places the organism in Eukaryota, Viridiplantae, Streptophyta, Magnoliopsida, Nymphaeales, Nymphaeaceae. The record is from RefSeq and is a predicted model, not a curated record. The transcript is spliced from 5 exons.
CCCCUCCUUCCCUUUCCCUCUCUCCGUCACGUUCGGUCGCAGAGAGGGUCGAAGAUUUCAAGGUGCUUGGGAGCAACGACUAUUCUUCUCCUGCUCCACGUAUUUCCCCACGAGGGAAGACGAAAAGCACAAGCGCAAUGCCUGCAAUUUUCGAUAUGUUCCGUCUUCACUUCAUCUUCUCUUCGCUACUCUUCUUCUUCUUCUUCAGCAACGCGUCCGUUCACGAAUACGCGGAGUCCGAAUUGGUCCUGAAAGGCAACGCCUACGUCCUCCACGGCGGCAGCGAGGGGAUUUACUCUUCUGUUUCCAACAAAAACGCGUCCGCGAUUGCCAACGGAGAGUCAUAUAUCAGGUUCGAAAAAAUCACAUUCAAAAGGACAAAAAAUUCAGCUAAGCUUCAUUCUAAUACUGAUGACAACACCGGCCUGGUCCAAGUUGUUGUUUUCGAGGUGGAUGACCGAGAAUCAAUAGGUGGUUCUGUUUAUGGUGGCCAAAGAGCUGUGUGCUGCACACCUGAUCUUGGUAAGAUUGGUGCAUGUACUCAAGGUGAGAUCAUUCACCGCCCAUCCAUGAAGAAUCCUGGCUGGCCAAAAGUGUUCCCUGUAUACUUUCAGGGAGACAAUAUAUAUACAACCAUGGAGUCAAAGUUGAUAAAGAUCACAAGCACUGGAAUGUAUAACCUAUAUUUCAUUCAGUGUGAUCCAGACCUCAAGGGACUACUUGUGGAUGGCAAGACUAUAUGGAAAAAUCCAACUGGUUAUCUUCCUGGAAGAAUGGCCCCACUUAUGAACUUCUAUGGUUUUAUGUCUCUGGCAUAUGUGCUGCUUGGGAUCAUAUGGUUUUCUUGGUAUGCCAGAUUCUGGAGAGAAGUCAUGCCUCUCCAAAAUUGUAUUACAUUAGUUAUUGCAUUGGGAAUGUUUGAGAUGGCGCUGUGGUACUUUGAAUAUGCUGCUUUCAACACAACUGGGAUCAGACCAUCUGGAAUUACAAUGUGGGCGGUAACAUUUGGUAGCAUUAAGAGAUCAGUUUCACGUGUUCUACUGCUUGUAGUUUCUAUGGGCUAUGGAGUCGUGAGGCCAACACUUGGGGGUCUCACUUCAAAAGUUCUUCUGCUAGGAGGAACUUUCUUCUUGGCAUCGGAAGUUCUUGAAUUGGUAGAGAAUGUUGGCUCAGUAAGCGAUUUCUCUGGAAAGGAAAGAUUAUUUCUUGUCCUUCCAGUUGCCCUUCUUGAUGCUUUCUUCAUUGUCUGGAUAUUCACUUCUCUAUCCAAAACCCUUAAUAAGCUUCAGUUAAGAAGAAUGACGGCCAAGCUGGACAUCUACAGGAAAUUCACCAAUGCAUUGCUGGUGUCUGUUCUUGUAUCAAUUGGCUGGAUUUGUUAUGAGCUUUACUUUAAGUCAACAGAUAACUAUAACCAACGGUGGCAGAACGCCUGGAUCGUUCCAGCCGUUUGGCAAGUUCUUUCCUUUUUGCUUCUCUGUGUCAUCUGCAUGCUCUGGGCGCCCUCACAAAACUCUAUGCGCUAUGCAUACUCUGCGGAAGCGAGUGAAGACUUUGACAAAGAAGAUACGUUGACUCUGAUAAAGCCUGCACACACUCCUUCAAAGGAUGAACGGAGUGUCGGACAAAUGGAGACCAAACAGAUGCAUGUCAGUGGCAGUACUUUGCAAUUUAAUGGUGAUAUUGAAGAGGACAAGAGAGAAUAGCCAGUUGUAAAAGCACAAUCCACAGACUAGCGUCACCCCUUAAACAAAAUGAAGCUCUGGAGAACUCGCUCAGAAAGAUUGGCCAAGUUGUUGUAUGAUGCUCUGUAAAUCUCACGCCAAAAGAUUGGCUGCGGUGGUGGCAAGGGGUUUUCUUGUGAAUUUUCAACGAGAACUACACGUGAUCAUAGAGCAGUUAUUUGCUUGCAUUCGUUUGAAGUUUUUGAACCUUAGCAUUUUCUUUUAUGUGCAUAGUUCAUCUUUUUGUGCAGGUUUUUAUCUUGCGGAUCAUUAUGCUAAUACUUUUUUAUCUGCCACAUAUAAAAGGAUCUCUCUCUCUUUCUCCUUC